This is a messenger RNA of Candoia aspera, 1062 nucleotides long. It is a transcript of the gene CD226, whose product is annotated as CD226 molecule. Gene Ontology annotation, cellular component: external side of plasma membrane. The transcript has 5 exons. The record is from RefSeq and is a predicted model, not a curated record. The coding region runs from base 1 to 1062 and encodes 353 amino acids. Lineage: Eukaryota; Metazoa; Chordata; Lepidosauria; Squamata; Candoiidae. Gene Ontology annotation, biological process: positive regulation of Fc receptor mediated stimulatory signaling pathway; positive regulation of type II interferon production; positive regulation of T cell receptor signaling pathway.
AUGGAAGACCAUGGAGACGUCAGUGAUAGUCAAAUGUUUCUAGAAGAGUUUGAGGGGGAAAAGAUCAUGGUGGGAAAAACACACUCCCACACUACAAAAGCUUCCAAAAGUGAUGCAGCCCUUUGUCUUGCUUGCUCACUUCAGUCAGAUAAAAAUACUACCAUCCCAACCACGUGGGCAGGAAACACAGAAAGCACAGAUGAAGCCCUCUCGGUCCUUUUAGUUGCACUGAAGAUGAAUUGCCUUGUGAUCCUGGUGAUUGUUCUUCUACAAUCCUAUCAAGGUAGUGCUGCUUUCAUGGCAGAAGGAAAACAUGUGGACUCAACUGUACUGCUCUCCAGUGCCAUGGCUCUUAAAUGUGUUUGCCCAAAGAAUGCAUCUAUUGCUCAGGUGGAAUGGAAGAAAGAAGAGGAUGAAAAGAAAUGGAACAUUGCAGUCUUCAGGCUGCCUUAUGAUUUGCAUAUAGAAAGCAACUAUAAGGCCAGAGUCCAAGUCACUAACCUUACCUUAAACAACAAGUCCUUGGUUUUUAGCAACACUAGUGAGAAAGAUGUUGGUUUUUACCAAUGCUCCUUUCAUACUUUUCCAUAUGGGAUCUGGGAAAAGAGGAUACAUGUUGUUCAAUCUGGGCCUUUUGAGCUUCCAGACUCGUCAAAUCAUCAUGUGACUACUGAAUUAGGAGAAAAUGUUACCUUUACAUAUUGGUAUGACUCUGAUAUAGCAGUGAAUCGAGUGACAUUGGAAAGAGUCCAACUUGACUGUGUAGACUUUAUAAUCCAGUGUGUUGAUUCUGAAAUGUCAAUCUAUGGUUCAGAUUAUCAAAACCGUGUAGACUGUAUCUCUGAAAGAAACAAUUCAAUUGUCCUUUGGCAUGUCACAGCUUCUGACUUUGGAAUGUACCGCUAUUCUUACAAUAAGGUGAAUGGAGAAAAUGGAACUGGCUGGAUAAAACUGACCAUUAAUAGCCAUGCACCAUGGAUUACUCAGCUGCACAUGAUUUUGAUUGUUGGAAUUGCUGCCUUUUUAAUCCUAGCUAUUGUGGUCAUUCGUCAUAGAAGGUAA